UGUGAAACUGUGAAUUAGUAGAUUAUGAAUGGACACAAACCUAUCUAUUCGGGUUUUGUCGUUAGUUCGACAUUUCUAUUUUGAAUGUCACAAUUUCUCGAUUUGUUUUUUUUGUGAGUGUUAAAUUUAGGGGCUGUGUUUUGUUUGUUUUACCUCAUCUCAAGUUUACAUUUCUGUAUCUGUAGAUUAUUCUGGUUGUGAGUACUUUUUUGGAUACUCUUUAGUGCAAGAAUCUCCAAAAUUUAAGGUGAUAAAUGAAAUAAUAUAGUGGGUUUAAAUGUUCAAGAUGCGGAGGUUUUGAUUAAAUCAUAUAUUAUAUUAAGAGUUUCAACUAGUAACUUGAGAUCUUAGUUCGAGUUGGCAAUUUAACAUGGUAUCAGAUCUGGAUCUCAGCUUCUUCGUGAGAUCUAUCGAGUUUGACACUUUAAUCCCAGUUGUUAGCCCCAGAUCUAGAGUUUAAAAAGGAUAGAAGAGAAGCGAGGCCUCCCCAGUUGUGCUUUUUUAUUCAUUUAUUGAAGAAGGAUGAGAAGCAUGGAGAAAUUUUGUUUGAUAUACGACAUGUUCUAUGGUUUUGUGGACUCAUUUGGUGAUGCAAAGUUUAGAUGAAAUUGGAUGUUCAAUCUAUUGAGAUUCGAGUUUUUUGUGAUUAAUUGAGGGGUUUUUUUGAAAGGGAGCGACAUGGAUGAGAAGAUGGGUAGAGUUUCAGUUUCUGGGGUUAACCAUGCUGUUAAGCAGAAGUUUGUCUUCGGAAAAUACCCGGAGAAAGAAUGGUUGAUGAAGCUGAAAGCCUUAGCUGUUAAUCAUCACACACCAGGAAUUACCACCAAUUCUAUUAGACCUUUGUGGGAUCAGACUCUUCGAGUACGAGAAUUCAUGGCUCUGACUAAUUUUCCACAGAGAAAGCGAAAAGUGCAGCAGUUUCUAAAAGGUAAUGAGAAACGUGAGGCUCAGAAGUUAUGCGAUGAACAAAGAGAAGCAGAAUAUGUAAGAGGACAGUUAUUGCGAGCCUCUUCUGCUUCUUGUGUGCAUAAAUUAAAUAUGACUGAUUCAAUUGAAAACUUACACAAAAGAAUCCACUUGAACUCGCUUAGCUCAGGUAGUCUAUUGACAUCAAAGGAUAAUAUUGAGAGCCUACCUUAUGUAAGCUGCAUUAUGGACAAUGUCAAAGACUGGUAUCACUCAAAGAAGAUAACUUCUCUUAUAGUUGACAUUACUGGGUCAAUCUACACCUCAAAUCCUGUUACUCCCGAACAUAUAAAUCUCCAGGAACAACAAUCACUGCAUUUGGAGAAAGGUCGAAAUUCCUUAAAUUUGGAAGAAGCCAGAUAUGAUUGCCUACCUUCACGAUCAAACAGGUUAGUUGAUUUUUUCGGCUAUCAGAUCAAGAGGAUGGCUGUUCCAGUUGGGCAGCACUUUCAGGCUGACGUUUCUGAAUGGAAUGGACUAUCUGUAAAUAGUGAUUUUGAUAACUCAAGGUGGUUGGGCACAAAAGUCUGGCCUAUUAAAAUGCAAAAUGUGAAAGCUACUUCAAGAUCAGUUGGUAAAGGGAGGCCAAGCUCCUGCUCUUGUGCCUCCCCAGGAUCGACCAACUGUAUCAGGCACCAUAUUCUUGAAAAAAGACGGCUUUUGCAAUCUGAUCUUGGCCCAGUGUUGCACAUUUGGAAGUUCGACGAGAUGGGGGAAGAAGUUUCCAGGUCAUGGACAGUGAAGGAACAAGAAGGCUUCGACUUGAUAGCAAAAAGAAAGUCCAGCAGUAGUAAUUUCAUACAGAAUGCUAUGAAAUUCUUCCCGUCCAAGUGCAAGGAAGACAUUACUAGGUAUUACUUUAAUGUCUUCAUCCCUAGAUUCAUGAGUUCUCAGGCCAGGUCGUUACUAAAAGAAGUUGAUAUUGAUAUUGAUGAUGUGGAUGAUGUGUAUACGCUCAAUUGGAGGAGAAGUCAUGAAGAUAGAAGUAGAAGUUAUCAACGCAGUUGUAAAGAUGUGAUAUCUAAAUAGUUGUCACUGUUGUUUAUUCGUCUACUCUUUCAAGGUUUCAUCUGUCAAAUACAUGGGGCUGGCAAGUGGGGUUGCCCAUGGAAGUAUCCUGUUUUAUGCUGUGACACUAAUUGAAGUUGAUCCUCUCAAAUGAUUAUGUUCAUCUUCCCCCCUUGCGUUUCUAGAACAUGCUUUUCUGAUACCCUUUUAGUACUAAAAUCAAAUCUACUUGGAAACGCGAGGAAGCUUUUUGGCUGAUAUAUGUAGACUUAUUAGUUAUUAGCCUUCAUGAAGUUGGUUCCUCAAUAUCACUGCUUCUUACUGUUUUUUUUUCCACAUCUUUUCUGAUGUUAACUCAUAUUAAACUUUAUACUUAAUUCACCAAGUGAUUGGAAGGUUUUGGUCAUCUCUACCUCAUCUCCAAAAAAAGCCUGAUCCUAUACGACAAUGUAAAGUUUUUUCCCUCGACAUCACAUGGAUUUCACAUUCCGGAUGGCGAAACAAACCAGAGACUAGUUCUUUCGGAAACGUGAACGCCCAACGUGAAAGAUUUGUAACUUGCAAAUCACCUCAACUUCUUUCAAGAACAUGAGCGCCCAAAGUGAAAGGUUUAUAACUUGCAAAUCACCUCAACAUGUCAAGCAUCUGGGAUUCGUUGGAAAUUUUCUUAGGAGACAUUUCCUAAAUGUGUGUCAUUGAUGUGUAUUUCUCAAGAACAAAUUGGACACAUGUAAUUCUCAGAAAUCAUCUUAAAAUUGUUUGUUUGUGUUUGUUGUGUA
Molecule: messenger RNA, 2753 nt
Organism: Daucus carota subsp. sativus
Lineage: Eukaryota; Viridiplantae; Streptophyta; Magnoliopsida; Apiales; Apiaceae
Exons: 3
Coding region: 679-1995 (438 amino acids)
Source: RefSeq, a predicted model, not a curated record